AUGCUACACCAGAUCCCCUUAGCGCCGAAGGUUGGGGACUUCGCGCCCGUCUCGCGCGCCUUCGACGGCCGCGCAGUGGGAGAUGCCUCCUCGGAAGCCUCGUCCGAUGCGGCGGAAGAUAUAGAUCUGCCCGACUGCAAAAUUAAGAGGAAUUACAGCUGCACCAAAUGCAAGUUUUACACGCAGAACCCUCGCGUAUAUCUGAUGCAUACGAGAGAUGUGCACUUUGAACGGUUCAAGAUAUACGACUGCCCUCAGUGCACAUACGCUUCGCGGCAUAACCAGAAGCUAAUGAGACAUAUUAAGACGCAUCACGCGGAAGCGAGAAUGGACACGUUUAAAGCCAUCACGAAUACUGCGGAAAGCGCAGAGGAGCAAAGAAAUAUGGAAGAUUUAAUGGAGGAGGUCGAAGAUAACGAUGACAUGCAAGUCGAUAUUGAAGAGUGUGAGGAGCCUAGCGAUCGCCAAAAAGUCGAUGAACAACCCAUCGUCGAAGGGACAGCAGGAAAAAGGCUGAUAAAAUUCUACUCCUGCGAGAAGUGCUGCUAUGUAACACAUAUGAAAACUCGAUAUACGAAGCACGUCAAGUACCACUCUCUGCCGAUGAUCAAGUGUUCCGUGUGCGAUUUCAGAACACCGUACAAGUGGAACUUGGACCGUCACAUGAGAAACCACGGCGGGAGCGGUAACUUCCAAUGCACGGUGUGCAACUUCACUACGGACAUUAGACAAAGCAUGACCGUCCACGAGAUUAAUCACCACGAACAAAGCUCGGGGCAGGCGAGGUCGAACCGUCGGAACCGCGUGGGCGGCAGCGAUCUGACUAGCGCGAUGGAUGAGUGCGAUGAGGAGUCGCUUAUCGUGAGAGAGGAAGAAAGCUGUGACUCACAAUCAUCGGAUAUGGGGAUGCAAUUUACCGGAAAAGAAAUGGUCAACAGCGAUUCUAAUGACGCCAUACAAAUGACGGAAGGUAUGGUAUAUAAUGGGGCGGAGCCUCCACAAAAUGCACGAACGGAACGCAGAUCUUCACAAGCAAACGGAGAUGAGUCAAAGAAGCAAUGCAAAAAAGCUCCUCGGCCCAUACCACAACUUAUACCACUAAAUACUUCCACCCCCAACCAAAAGGCACCAACAGGUGAACCACCAGCCAAAAAACUUAAAGAGAGUUUAGAUACAACGGAGCUCAAUAUUAAAAAUACAGGCCUCGAUGUGUCUUUAACACCAGUCGUUAAUUUACCAGGGAAAGAUGCCGUAAGUCGAAAGAAAAAUGAGUCAUUUUUUGAUAGAUUAAAAGAACGAAUCCUAACAGAAACCGGAGAAGAAGGUUCGCUGAUAUGCAAAAACUGCGGCUUCGAGAGCAAAUGUUUGUCAGAACAUUCAGUUCACGAGAAAAACUGUAUAAAUCAGUCAAAUAGAUCCACACACACGCUGCUCCCCAGUACAAGUUCAACACGUUGCCAAAACUGCAGACAUAGGUGUAAAUCUAGUGCCGAUUUAAUGACGCACCUUAAAACAUGUGGAAAAUAUUUAAAAAGGGACGAUGAGAGAAACGAAGAAAUGCAUAAUCAAGAUAGUAAUGAGACGGCUACUACUGAGAAAGAAAUUGAGCCGCAUCCGAUGGAAAAUGUUGUUUUUGUCUGGAAUAAUAUAAAUACUAGUUCCAAUAAAUUUGACACUCCACUUGGCAUCAAUAUCAAUGACGACUCAACGAUGCCAGAGAAUAGACUGCUCGAGUCUGAAAUCGUAGAUGACAAUGAAACAAUGAAUUUGUCUCCUAGCCAGGCGGUAGGGAAGAAAGUUUUCAAAUGUCCUCACUGUCUUUUCUGGGCAUCGACUGCGUCACGAUUCCACGUUCAUAUAGUAGCACAUCUUAACAGGAAACCCUUCGAAUGCUCCUUAUGCAAAUAUAAAUCUAACUGGCGCUGGGACAUUACAAAACACAUAAAACUUAAGUCGGCUAGAGAUCCAGAACACGUUGACGCUAAAGUUUUGAUGACUGAUGAAACUGGCCGUCGUAAUUACAGCAAAUACAACAGGUUCCUUGCUAUGCCAAUUCUUAAUGAAAAAGGGGAGAAUGAGUUUCAUUAUAUAGACCCCAAUACGAAUGUGGAUGCAAGUUUAGACGAUGAUUCGCUCUAUGAUGUCAACGAAAGUGUUAAUUCUACUUACGAUAAUUCACAGCCACUUAAUUUACAAACGCAACAAAAUGAUAGUAGAUUUGAAACAGAUAAUUCGGGCAACAAGAAGUCGAAGAAGACUAUUUGGAAGUGCAAAAAAUGCAACUACAAAGAUUCCUCAAAGGAGGCAUUAUUGGAACACGUGCGAGAGCAUACCAAGUCCGAAGACGUCGAUAAAUCCCAAGUAAAGAAACCGGAAACCACUAUAGAUCCCGCUGACUUAGCGUACCGGUGUGGACAUUGUAAUCAACUAUCUAAUUGGAAACAUGUCAUUCAAAGACAUUGCCGUUUGAAACACGACGGAAUCAUUAACGUCAUCACAACGCUGAAACAGAAACCAGAUCCGAAUAAUACGUCGGCUAACGAUGUGUCCAACGAUAUGUGCACAAAGUGCCCCUUUAAAACCAGCGACAAGAAUAUGCUCAUGACUCAUCUGCAGCACCACAAACCCUCAUCGGAAUCUAUAUUUAAAUGCUACUUCUGUCCUUACUUCGUCAAGGACGAGCAAGAAUUGAUACAACAUCUCGUGUUACACGGUGUUAACGAUCCUGAAGAAUACAUCUCGAAAGCCUUGGGCAGUAAGUCGCCUCUGCCUGAUCCGUUAAACUCUCAUAUAAACCUCAGCAUAUCGGCGGUAGCUAAGCGGCACAAAUGUACCGAGUGCCCUUACGAAACGAACAGCAAAUCGCAGUUCAUGUACCACGAGCAAUUCCACCGGCUCCCCACAGACACGCCGUACAAGUGCACAGAAUGUAAUUACAGCGUCUCCAAAAGACAUUUGCUCCAUCAACAUCUGCGGGUACACGGAAUCAUAACUAAGAAAGAAGCGGAUUUCGACUACGAAUCGUUAGGUUAUCAAAACGAAGAAUCAAGCGAAAGCGACGAGAUACCAUACGUGUGGGUGUCGGCUAAGAAUGAAUUCCAUAAAAUGUACAAAUGCCGAUUUUGUUCGUAUGUGAAUGCUCGUAAAUGUGAGAUACCAAACCACGAGCAGAUACAUUUCACUGUAUUUGAAAAUGACGAUAUCACAAUUUACAAGUGUUUGGAAUGCAAGUUCUCUUGCGACAACAAACACAAGUUGGCCGAUCAUUCCAAAAUGCACGUUGAAAUAUAUGGAAGAAUUUACUGUGCAGUCGAACUGGAUAUGCCGGAUGAAGAGCAAAUAUCUAAGCUGCGCAAAGUGGUCGAAGCUGAGAAAUACAAUAGGACGGACGCCUUUAGAGUCGAAGGAGAAGUCAAGACAUUGUACUUCUGCCAGAAGUGCCCGGCUAGAUUUUUCUGUGAUAAUGAUCUUAAAAUUCAUGAUAAAUUUCACGAUACAACUUUCCCGCAUAAAUGUAAAACCUGUGAGUUUUCUGUGCUUCACGAGACUGAUUUAAUGGAGCAUAACUGUGUACACACAGAUGAGUAUAAUACUAAGACUAAAAUGCUCAAGUUUAUGCACUAUGUCCAUCCGACACAUAAAGAACCUCGUCUACAAUUUAUUCAUUGCCCAGUGUCGUCCGAAGGGACAUGGGUCGUAGCGAUAGCGGGUAGGAAUUUCGAGAUCCAAGAGCAAAGCUCUACUAUCAAGAAAUCCACCGAACAAAAAGCUCCCAAACAGUAUCUAUGCAAAGAAUGUCCUGCGAAAUUUUUCAAAAGCUCCGCUCUAAACUAUCAUGCGAGCCUACACGGAGGGGAGGGUGAUCAUAAAUGCAGGAAAUGUAGCUAUACAGUAAAAAAUGUCGGUAACCUCGCCAAACAUGAACUUCUGCACGAAAACGAAGGUAAAAUAUCAAACGCCGACUAUGAAUCGGGUGACGAUAUGGACUAUAAGAAUAUUCCCUUAUCGGGGACAGAUUUAUUCCAGAGGAAAACUGAGGCUCAAAAGCGCGUGGUCACAGAUAAAGAUAAACUAGUGAAACCUAAUGAUCACUUCCCUCCCGUGUUGCAAGCCGAUCCGCAAUUUGGAUACUUAAUGCACGGUAAUCCUGAAUUCAUCUAUCCGACUUAUUUGAAGAAUGGAAGACAAAAGGAGAAACGAUACAAGUGCCACAAAUGUCCCUCUGCAUUCGAAAAACGAGAACAAUACAAAAUACAUCUCUCAUUACACGGCUCGAAACAAAGGUACAAAUGCGAAAUCUGUGAUUAUUCUGUAAAAUAUUACGCUAACUAUGUUCAGCAUAUGCGGAAACAUCAAAUGAACGAUGAAGCUCAAGCAGAGAGGAAAAAGGGCGUCGAUGGUGGCGUGGAGUACGAGGGUGAGAGCUCCCAAGAGACUAAACAGGAUGACAAAGGAGAAAAUAUUAAAUUAGCGAUUAAAACAAUGCCGAAAAGAGUUAAGAGUGAUUUCCAACAAUUUUCCAUAAGCGAUCAGCAAACUCUUCGUUUGUUGCAACAGAAGCGGUCCAUAAAUACCGAGCCUGUAGCUUCCACCAACACAUCGCCUAAGAAAGAUCGCAAAAUGCAUUUAUGUUACUUUUGCCCUUAUAGAAAUCAGCGAUUAGACGCUAUAGAAAAUCACGAGAAGAGGCACCGAGAAUUUACCGAAAAUAACAACGCAUGUCCCUUCUGUGUGAUAUCCUUCACACAGUCACAUUUUCUGCGUGAACAUUUAAAAACACACUUUAACUCAAUGAAAGCCAUAACGCCAGAAUGCUUUAUUGCAAAUGAAAACGUUAAUUUUGCCAUCACUAACGUUGAAGAUGACGACGAUAAGAAGCCGGUUGAUAUUAAACUUAAUUUAAAACGAAAUUACAGUUACACAGAUGACAACAAAAUUCUGAUCAAAGUACACACUGGCGAAAUCCUUGAAACGGAGUCAUAA
Molecule: messenger RNA, 4983 nt
Organism: Leptosia nina
Lineage: Eukaryota; Metazoa; Arthropoda; Insecta; Lepidoptera; Pieridae
Source: the annotation of a GenBank genome assembly